UAGUGCGUGUGCAGAAUUCUUAUAAUUUCGACUAUCGACACCAGUGCUAAAACUGGUCUUCCGUGUAAAAUCAUUUUAAAUGUCUUCUGAUCAAAAUCAUGUCCAAGAAAUUAUCCAAGGUAACGUCGCCUUCACCAACAAACUUUACCAAAUCCUUUCCCGGAAACCCGGAAAUGUUUUCUUUUCGCCGUUCAGUCUCUACGUUAUUCUCGCCAUGGCCUAUCAAGCAACAGGAACCGAGACACUAGAAAGUAUCCAAAAAGUGCUCGAAAUUCCUGACCCUUUAAAUACGGCCAUUGGUUACAAACAAAUAAUCCGCAACCUGACAUCGUUAAAAAAUGGGUUCUUACAUACAGCAUUCAAGAUCUACCUCGACAAAGAAAAACAACUCUUGCCGUCAUUUGCAAGUACCGUUAAAGAGUACUUUGACUCAGAAGUCGAACUCGCCGAUUUUAAAAAACCAACGGAAACCGCAAAAACGGUAAACGAAUGGGUAGCCGAAAAAACACACGGAAAAAUCAGACAGAUCGUCACCGAAAGAUCCGUUGAGUCUUCUUGUCUGUUUCUUCUUAACGCGCUCUAUUUUAAAGGCGACUGGGAUUCACCCUUUUCUGAAAAUAAAACUCGAGAGAUGCCUUUUUAUUUGAAUGACGAGAGCGUGGUGCAAGUGCAGAUGAUGACGGGUAUAAAAAACGCUUCCUACAAGUUCGACGAACAACUGAAUUGUCAAAUUUUGGUUUUGCCUUACUGUGAUAACGGGAUCAAGAUGGCUAUCAUACUACCAGAGGAGAAAAAUGGGAUUGGAAACCUGGAAGCUGCGUUGAGUCAGAUGAAUCUUAGCGAAAUCUUCACUAACUUGCGUCGAAGAAAAGUGGACGUGUCUUUACCGAAGUUUAAAUUCGAGACGUCCAUCGAGUUGAACGAUGUUGUAAAAGAGAUGGGGCUUGCCGUGAUGUACGACGAAGUGAACGCCGAUUUUAAGAAGAUGAUAAGAUUAGGCGUCGGACAAAACGUAUACGUUAGUAAAAUACUGCAAAAGGCUUGUAUUGAGGUUAACGAAAAGGGGGCAGAAGCGGCCGCGGUUACAGUUAUAGAAAUGCAAGUCGAAGUAUGCUGUACGGACGUGGUAAAGUCAAAUUAUAAGUUCGUUGUGGAUCAUCCUGCGAUUUUCAUGAUUGUUGCCGGAAAGCCUAAAAACACAAACAUUUUGUUUUAUGGAAGGUUGUACCACCCAAAGUACUAAUUAAGAAGAAAUGCAACGCAGUGAAGCAAACUGAUUUGAUUCGUAUGUACUAAAUGGUCUCAAGUUAAAGAUCAACUACAUGUCGUUUUUGGUUAUUUUGAUACGUAAAAUUGAAGCAAACAGACACUCUUGUUUUAUAAAAAAAUAUAUAAUUGGAUUUAUUUUAAAUAAAUUGGUACGAGACA
Zophobas morio is the source of this 1428-nucleotide messenger RNA. RefSeq names its product antichymotrypsin-2-like. The record is from RefSeq and is a predicted model, not a curated record. Gene Ontology annotation, molecular function: serine-type endopeptidase inhibitor activity. Lineage: Eukaryota; Metazoa; Arthropoda; Insecta; Coleoptera; Tenebrionidae. The coding region runs from base 80 to 1243 and encodes 387 amino acids. The transcript is spliced from 3 exons.